This is a messenger RNA of Thelazia callipaeda (thelaziosis nematode), 537 nucleotides long. The record is from the annotation of a GenBank genome assembly. NCBI's taxonomy places the organism in Eukaryota, Metazoa, Nematoda, Chromadorea, Rhabditida, Thelaziidae.
UAUCAUUUAUUUGUAAUCUUAAAAAGCUUUGAGACAUUUAAAUUCAAAAAUCCACGAGCGAUUUGUCCAAACAGCUAUGUUUUCAAAGUGGUUUUCGUGGGAGAUUCAGCAGUUGGUAAAACAAGCUUUCUGCAGAGACUUUGCUACAAUCAGUUCAAACCCGUGUUUAAUGCCACUAUUGGAGUUGAUUAUACCGUAAAAACAUUUCAUCUGGAUCAUUGUGUAGUAGCCCUUCAAUUAUGGGACACUGCUGGACAAGAGAGAUUUCGAAGCAUAACUAAGCAGUACUUUCGUAGAGCUGAUGGUGUCAUAUUAAUGUUUGAUGUGACUUCUGAGCAAUCCUUUUUAAAUGUCAGAAAUUGGAUAACAUCUGUGAAGGCUGAUGUAGAAGAAACUUGCAUGUUGUGCUUGGUUGGAAACAAAAGUAAUUUGUGUGAAAUUUUUUCGAUCUUACAGGAAUUCGAUAUGUCGUUUUUUGAAACGAGUGCAUGUACAGGGUUCGGUGUAGAAGAAUGUAUGCGAGCCAUAGCUAUGUAA